UCUGCCAGCCUAUACCCUGAGCCUUGCCAAUAACCCUUGGCUGUUGUGAUGCAUAUUCCCCUAGAUCCGACCACCAGCCGGAGGUUCAGCCCGCCGUCCAGCAGCCUGCAACCCGGCAAGAUGAGCGACGUGAGCCCGGUGCCCGGCCCGCAGCAGCCCCAGCCCCAGCAGCAGGAAGCGGCUCUGCCGGUGCCCAGGCUGCGGGCACACGAUAACCGCACCAUGGUGGAGAUCAUCGCCGAUCACCCGGCCGAGCUGGUGAGGACUGACAGCCCGAACUUCCUCUGCUCAGUGCUGCCCUCCCACUGGCGCUGCAACAAGACCCUGCCGGUGGCAUUCAAGGUGGUUGCCCUGGGAGAGGUGUCAGAUGGCUCUGUGGUUACUGUGAUGGCUGGGAAUGAUGAAAAUUACUCCGCGGAACUCAGGAACGCUUCUGCCGUCAUGAAAAAUCAAGUGGCAAGGUUUAACGACCUGAGAUUUGUGGGCAGAAGUGGAAGAGGUAAAAGUUUUACAUUAACAAUCACGGUGUUUACAAACCCACCUCAAGUUGCCACCUACCACCGAGCCAUAAAAGUGACGGUCGACGGACCAAGGGAGCCAAGGCGGCACAGACAGAAGCUUGAUGACUCUAAACCUAGUUUGUUCUCUGAGCGCCUCAGUGAUUUAGGGCGCAUCCCUCAUCCCAGUAUGAGAGUGGGUGUCCAUACCCAGAGUCCUCGGCCCUCCCUGAACUCUGCACCAAGUCCUUAUAAUCCACAAGGACAGAGUCAGAUUGCAGAUCCCAGGCAAGCGCAGUCAUCCCCUCCGUGGUCCUACGACCAGUCCUACCCAUCGUACCUGAGCCAGAUGACCUCUCCGUCCAUUCAUUCCACAACACCUCUGUCCUCCAGCCGAGGGACGGGGCUCCCGGCUAUCUCGGAUGUGCCUAGACGCCUCUCAGGUGCCUCAGAGCUGGGUCCAUUUUCCGAUCCCAGGCAGUUUACAAGCAUUUCUUCGUUAACGGAGAGCCGCUUCUCGAACCCACGAAUGCACUACCCCGCAACAUUUACUUACACUCCGCCAGUCACCUCAGGGAUGUCGCUGGGUAUGUCUGCAACCACUCACUAUCACACUUACUUACCACCUCCUUACCCCGGCUCCUCCCAGAACCAAAGUGGACCCUUCCAAACCAGCAGCACUCCUUAUCUCUACUACGGUACAUCAUCUGGAUCCUACCAGUUCCCAAUGGUCCCGGGGGGCGACCGCUCUCCAUCUCGGAUGCUUCCUCCGUGCACCACUUCCAACGGCAGCACAUUGCUAAACCCCAAUCUGGGCAACCAGAAUGAUGGCGUUGAUGCAGAUGGCAGCCACAGCAGCUCCCCCACUGUCUUAAAUUCUAGCGGUCGCAUGGAUGAGUCAGUGUGGAGGCCUUAUUGAUCGUUCGCUCUUACCUGUGGCCUUAGACUAUUUCAAACUCUAUUUUGUUAAGAAAAAAAUCCAUACGUGCCUUAAUCCUUUUAUAUACCAAUUGAUAUUUUGAGCGUGACUCAGAAAGACUUGAAAUUCUUAUGCGAUACAACCCACCAAUCAACAAUCGUGCCAUUUUGUUAUUAAAAAAAAAGGGGCUAAAAGCCACAUUGCCUUAAACUAUUUCUUUUUAUUAAUAUUUAUAUUGAACUGAAGCAUUCCAAAGAAAAUUAUAGUUUUUACGAGUACGAAAAUAAACAUCGUCAGAUGUGACUUUUUGCGGGAGAGAAAAAAAAAAACAGGAGAAAAUUUUAGGAAUUUAAAUGGACGUGCCUAAUACAAUACCAAAAAAAUGCUGAAACCUGCCUUACGUACUGUAAAAAAAAAAAGGGAAUUUUUUUCAACCGAAAGCUGCACAAAACGUACGCCUUACGAAAUGUUUUUUUAUUUUAUACAAUUUCGUAUCUGGAUGAUGGUACAGACUUCGAACAUUUGCAAAAUGCACUUAUCUCAUAUCUCAAGUUUAUUUUAAUGCCUUAAAACAAAGCAAGCAAAAAAAAAAAAUAUACAAUAUGAAU
This is a messenger RNA of Nanorana parkeri, 2024 nucleotides long. It is a transcript of the gene RUNX2, whose product is annotated as runt related transcription factor 2. The transcript has 6 exons. Gene Ontology annotation, biological process: neuron differentiation; regulation of transcription by RNA polymerase II; hemopoiesis. Lineage: Eukaryota; Metazoa; Chordata; Amphibia; Anura; Dicroglossidae. Bases 49 to 1416 code for a protein of 455 amino acids. The record is from RefSeq and is a predicted model, not a curated record. Gene Ontology annotation, cellular component: nucleus. Gene Ontology annotation, molecular function: RNA polymerase II cis-regulatory region sequence-specific DNA binding; ATP binding; DNA-binding transcription factor activity, RNA polymerase II-specific.